GUGAGCUGCCGGGCUGGCUGUAAAUCGUCAGUUGGAGUUCAAACUCUUGUGGAUAACGACGUGUGUUCCGUGGGUGUAUGUGAUGAAUAUGUCCGAUUGAUCGUGUACGAAAUAGAUAAUAAAUCAGUACACCGCCAUUAUCCAACAAUGUCAAAGUGAAAAAAAAAGAUACAAUGGAGUCACAAAACGCACUCAGGGUAUUAGGCAAAGCGCACUUGUCGCAUCUGCCCCAGAGACCACCAAUUAAUCUCGGCUUUCAAGAUCUGUCCUACACAGUAUCGGAUGGGAAAACCUCAAAACUUAUACUGCGUGGAAUCAACGGGGACUUUCGCUCCGGGCAGCUAACCGCGAUCUUAGGACCAUCUGGCGCUGGCAAGAGUACACUGCUUAAUAUACUAGCGGGAUACAGGGUGAAUGGGUCAUCCGGCCUUAUCACAACGAAUGGAGAGUCCAGAGACUUACGUCUGUUCAGAAAGUUGUCUCGUUACAUAAUGCAAGAUGAUUUGCUGCAGCCUCUCAUCACAGUGCAGGAGGCGAUGACGAUAGCAGCGGACCUGAAACUCGGAAACGAUAUAAACAAAGAGAGGAAGACUAUUAUCGUAGAAGAAAUAAUACAUUUGUUAAGAUUAAGCAAAGCGAGGAACACGUCGAGUGAGCGUCUGUCGGGUGGUGAACGGAAGCGAUUAUCUAUUGCGUUGGAACUGCUGAACAACCCGCCUGUCAUCUUUCUUGAUGAACCAACAACUGGUUUAGAUGACGUCGCCUCAUCAACUUGCGUUUCACUUCUGAAACGAGUCGCUCGAGGUGGCCGAACUGUUAUUUGUUCCUUACACACUCCUUCUGCGAGGAUAUUCUCCGUAUUCGACCAUGUGUACGUAGUAGCGGGCGGUAAAUGUGCCUAUCAAGGCACUGCAGCGGGUGUUAUACCGUUUUUGAACGAAAUACACCUUCCUUGUCCGAAAACUUAUAACCCAGCUGAUUUUAUAAUAGAAGUCUCGAGUGGUGAAUAUGGUUCCCACAUAGACCAGAUGGUAACAGCAGUUGACAAUGGUAGGUGCCAGAGGUGGAGAAAUUAUGCAAUAGAAGAUAAUAUUGAGGAUGUGGAGAUAGAGGAGUUAAACACUGGAGUGAUGGAGAGACAUAACUACAAGUAUGAGAGUACACCAUGUCAGCAAUUCUCUGUACUAUUAAGACGGAUGAUCCUGCAAACCAUAAGAAAUAGGGGCUAUCUCUGGUUGCGAAUAGUACUCCAUGUGUUCCUGGGUGCGAUUGUGGCUGCUCUAUUCAAUAACAUAGGUUACGAUGCUUCUAAAACCUUAUUCAACUUCGGGUUUUGUUACGCAUGUAUCAUAGCUAUGUUGUAUACGACGAUGAUGCCUGUUUUAUUAGCGUAUCCAUCAGAAGUUCUCUUAGUGAAGCGCGAAUAUUUCAACAGAUGGUACGGCUUGAAGCCAUACUAUGCAGCCUUAGUCGUCUCCCGGACUCCUCUCACCAUCUUCUUCUCUCUCAUUUAUCUUGCUAUCGCAUAUCCUCUGACGUCACAGCCGAUGGAAUUUUCUAGAGUAUUGACGUUCGUCACGACUUGUGUUCUGGUAGCAUUAAUAUCGGAAUCAAUGGGAACGCUGAUAUCGUCAAUGUUAAGUGUCGUGAACUCAAUGUUCGUGGGACCAGUAGUCGCAGUACCCCUGAUGUUGUUGGCGGUAUACGGUAUCGGCAGUGGAGACGAAGCUCCGCCUCUUAUUUGGAGGUUGGCGCGUUACUGCUCCUUCAUGAGGUACGGCCUGGAGGGCCUCAUCAUGGCUGUAUACGGACCACCGAGGGAUGAUCUUGUAUGUCCUGAUGAUGUGGUCUACUGCGAGUAUAAGAGUGUGAAGUAUUUCGUGAAACUUAUGGGUAUGUCGGACGUGUCACUUUGGGUUGUAUUUGGUAUGCUACUAGUAUCAUUGCUGGCAAUGAAUCUUGGAGCGUACUACCUUCUGAGACAGAGAUUGUCACCGAACUACGCCUUCCGAGCCAUAAAGGUCAUUGGAAGGUUCAUUAAAUCUAAAAUGAGCCUUACGUUGUAGCCUUAAGUUCUAAGCUUAAUAUAUCUUAAGUUAAUAGUAAUAGCGAUACCUCUCCGAUUUUCAGUAACAGAGUAUUUCUAAUUAUUUUUUCUUAAGAAGACGUUGGUAAUUAGUGAUUAGUAUUUAAUAAGUGGGUGAAGCAACUUAUAUAGAAACGAGUACGUAUUCUUAGUGUCCAUUUUUUAUUAUUAUUAUUUACAUUGACGCAGUUUUUUUUAAUCUAUAACGUACAUAUUAACAACAGACUAUAUACAAAUAGUAUUUUGUUGUUUUGACAUUUGCUUUUUUUAUAUUGCAAGUUGUAUGAUUAAAUUUGUUUGUCUAUGUCUAUGACUAUAAUUAUUUUGACUAUAUUAAUUGCAAUUGAAUAUAAUCAGAAAUAAGCGUAUGAGUUAUGGCAGAGCUUAUAAUGAAUAAAAUAUUUACAUAUAUUAUUAAUUUGGGAAUAUUAUUAUAUUAAAAUUAAUUUAUGUAAUUACAUUUAUCUCAGUGAUUAAUAAAAAAUAAUACAUAGAUUUUAUCAUUAAAUGUGAUAUUUAGUAUUAAAUAAUAGUAAAAUUUUUAAACGAGUAAAUAUUAUUAGGAUUUUUGGAAGUUAUAUUAAAAAAUAAGAUGACACGAACGAUAUGUUUUUAUUGACACAGAAAGUUGUUACGUAAAAAUUAUAGCAAUUAUAAAAAAAUAUUGUAAAGCAAAAAAAAUAUGUUUAUAAUUAUAAUUGUUUUAAAUAAGAUUUGCUUUGAUAAGUAGUAUUAUGAUAGAUUGUAAGAAGGAAAUGUGAAGUAAAAAUGAAAAUUGGUAGGUUACUGGUUACUAAUACUUAUUUUUAUUAAUGUACAAAAAACUUAUUUCUUACUAUAAUUUAUUAUGUAAUUUAUCCUAAAUGGUGUUAAGACUGGAUUUUUAUAA
Molecule: messenger RNA, 2975 nt
Organism: Nymphalis io (European peacock)
Lineage: Eukaryota; Metazoa; Arthropoda; Insecta; Lepidoptera; Nymphalidae
Product: ATP-binding cassette sub-family G member 1-like
Exons: 11
Coding region: 174-2066 (630 amino acids)
Cellular component (GO): plasma membrane
Molecular function (GO): ATP hydrolysis activity; ATP binding; ABC-type transporter activity
Source: RefSeq, a predicted model, not a curated record